Molecule: messenger RNA, 4731 nt
Organism: Coregonus sp. 'balchen'
Lineage: Eukaryota; Metazoa; Chordata; Actinopteri; Salmoniformes; Salmonidae
Source: the annotation of a GenBank genome assembly
AUGCCUAAAUCCAACCCACAAAUACUACACCCAUACCUGGCUCUACACCACUCCAAAUCCUAUCGGAGGCCUUCAAAGCGACGCUCCUCUCUAAAAGUUGUCCACCCAGACAGAAGCGCACCCCCUCCUAAACUGAAGCCAAAGGUGACCAGCCCUUCCCUGAGACCCCCUGCCUGCCCUCUGACCCCACAGACUGUAGUCUGGCUGGCCGUGGUAACCGGCUCCUGUUUCUUCCCUGCUCUACUUGGCCCAGGCCCGGGUGUGUCUGCUGGAGAGACUUGGGGCAUGGUCUCCAUCUGUCCCUUCCACUGUGUGUGCCGAAACCUCUCAGAGUCUCUGAGCACGCUCUGCGUCAACAAGGGCCUGCUGUUCGUCCCUCCUGACAUUGAUCGGCGCACCGUGGAGCUCCGUCUGGCAGAUAACUUCAUCCUGGAGGUGGGCAGGGUGGACUUUGCCAACAUGUCAGGCCUGGUGGAACUGACUCUGUCCAGGAACACCAUCCACACCCUGCGGCCCCUGGCCUUCGCUGACCUGGAGAGCCUGCGUUCACUCCACCUGGACACCAACCGGCUGACCAUAGUGGGGCCAAGAGACCUGUCCGGACUGACCAACCUACAGCACCUCAUCAUCAACAACAACCAGCUGACCGACGUCUCCGCCGAGGCCUUUGAUGACUUCCUGCAGACGCUGGAGGAUCUGGACCUGUCCUACAACAACCUAAGGAAGGUCCCUUGGGAUGCCAUCCAGAACAUGGCUAGCCUGCACACCCUUAACCUGGACCACAACCUCAUAGACCAGAUCGCUGAGGGCUCCUUCGGUGAACUCUACAAGCUGGCCCGCCUGGAUAUGACGUCCAACCGGCUGCAGACACUGCCUCCCGACCCCUUGUUCUCCCGCUCCCAGACGGGCAUGGUCAGCCCCACGCCCUACAGCACUUUUAUCAGCCUGAGCUUUGGGGGGAACCCCCUGCACUGUAACUGUGAGCUGCUGUGGCUGAGGCGGCUGAUCCGCAGCGACGACAUGGAGACGUGUGCCACUCCUGUCCACCUGGCCGGGCGCUACUUCUGGUCCAUCCCAGAGGAGGAGUUCACCUGUGAGCCUCCGCUCAUCACGCGCCACUCCAACAAGCUGUGGGUGCUGGAAGGCCAGAGGGCCACACUGAGGUGUCGUGCCAUCGGUGACCCCGAGCCAAUCAUUCACUGGAUCUCCCCUGACGACCGCAUCGUGGCCAACUCCAGCCGUGUGUACUCCUACUACAAUGGCACCCUGGACGUGCUGGUGACCCGUGCCCGUGACGACGGGGCUUACACCUGCAUCGCCAUCAACGCUGCCGGGGAGGCUACAGCCCUGAUAGACCUGAAGAUCAUCCCCCUCCCUCACCGCGGCAACAACACAGUCCCUCUCACCAACCCUCGUGGAGACCCAGGCUCCUCAGACAUUUCCAGUGGGAGAACAGGAGGAGCUGGUAGGAACGGGAAGGGUGGUGGGGGUUCUGUCAAGAACACCACAGGAGAGGGGGAGAGUGGAGAGAGGCGGGAUGGAGACGCCAGUACCAGUGAGCGUUUGGUGGGGGUCCUGGGGGUGACUGCCACCUCUGCCCAGGUGCGCUGGGUCCUGGGCCGGGCCACUGGGCCGUACCUGGUGUGGAUGUACCAGAUCCAGUACAACUGCACUGCAGACGACGCCCUGGUGUACAGGUAAGCUCCUCUCAGCAACAAAGCAAUUCUGCACAUCCUGAGAGCCAGUUCCCAAUUGGCCAAGCAUGAACAGAUCAUCAAUGAGGCUAGAUGCAAAACACAAAAUACCUGUGUGUUCUUUUCAAUUGUAAUACUGUGAUGUACAAAAACGCCCCUGUGGUUUUACAUUUACCGGAGUUCUCUGAGUGUUCUUGAAUCCCAGGGACCAGGGGUGAUGAACAUGACACACCAUCCCUGACUCAUGAAACAAAGGAGAGCAGGCAUAGUGGACUGUAAAAGAGGGCAAGGUAUUUAUAGAGGGAUCGGAAGGGAGAUGGGGCAGUGGAAGGAGAGAGAGCCUGAAGACUCUGGGGAAAAGGAGGAUGAACUCUUUAUAAGAGCGCAAGUUGCAGCUCUGAGGACAGUGUCACAUUCCAUUCCGCUGACUGAAAUGGAGAUAAAUAGGGAGAUGGGGGGUUGGGUCUAGGGAACACUGAACCCACUCACUUCAGUUUGUGGAGGUAGGGAGAGGUACCUAAAUAGAGAUGCAGUGUUUUAUAUAAAAUACUGAAUGAUUCUCAAGGACUUGUCAGGACAUUGUGUCGACAAACACACUGGCACGCACACGGAAUGCUGUCAGAAUGAAAAUGAAAAACCGGAAGAAAGCCUCCCAAUCCGUCAUCUCAAGCUCUCACUCUUGUUUAUCCACUCUCCUUUAACCUUCUUCUUUUCUUGGGAACUGUAUCUCCAGCCUGUCAUGUUCAUGGAAUAAGUCAUCAGGGAACAUGUCAUUUUGUUCAAUCAAACACACUCAUUGCAGGAGAACCUCUGUAUGACCAUGGACAAUGGAGAGGAGAGAGAAAAAAGAAGAGCAGAUAAAUUGAAUCAUUGUGACAAUGUACUGCACAGGCAGAUUGAAGUGAUGGUUAGUCUCAUACCCUUGAGAAAGUAGCCAAGAUGAUUUACCUCUUCAUCCUUCUCCCCUGAUGAUGUCAGACAUGUUAUCAAACAUUUCAUGCCUCAUAAUUCACUGACGUCCCAAAAAGGACAGGUGAACUGCUUGUUAAGCCUUCUAAGAUCAAAGUAAAAACUAUGCAAAUACACAAUUUCGGUGCCUAACAUAUGCCAAGGCAUAUGUAGUCGUCAUUACUAAAUUAAAGAGGGAUGACAGCAAACAUUAAUUUCUACCGUCCCUGGGACUGCAUCCCUAAUUUGUUUGAACAGCAUAUCCCUGUGAGAGCUUUUCAAUAGAGCUUACAAUUCAAAGUUAUUCACCGAAUAUAAACCCAUGGAGAUAAUAGCUUGCAUAUUUGGAGUUAAUGUUCCGAGUAAAGCCCAUCUUUCAAAUGUUCAUUAUAAUGUCUGAAUGUAAACAAGUAAAUGUAUUAACAAAGUGAUUUGUAACCCAAAGCUGGAGAUAACUUGAGGAUAGUGUGGAGGAAUGAGGUAGAGCAAGGGUACAAGGAAGGUUAACUGCCAGCCAGGUGAGAUUAAAGGCAGGGAGACGGGGAGGGGUCAAAUAUUUAAGACGCUGGAGUGUUUGCAGUCUCUUCCUGGCAUAGAUUGUUUGGGCGGGGGUGGUGGUAAUUAGGGUGUGAUUACGUGUCAUUGCCUUGGCCAGCUCAUUGCUUGGCAUGACACAUUUCUGAGGAGGGGGAAAAGUUUGGUAAAUAGACUCUGCUUCCUGUUAUCCUGAAUAUCCUUCACAGUCUCUAUUGCCCUUUUUCCACUACAGCAGAGUAUUAUUGAUUAAGGCCAUUUCCACAACAAAGGAGCAGAUCCGACGCCUCCUCCCUCUUGCUGGCUGCUCAUUAUCAUCAUUACCGCUUAGGAGUUGUACUGUAGAUUAUUGCAUUUCAUUCGAUUUAUCUCCACCUUCUAGCCACUUUCAGAUAUCCUCUUUCACUGCUCAGAAAAUGGCUCAAUGUUAUUUUCUCUUUUACACCCUCACCCUUCCCUGUCUGUUAGGAUUCUGCCUCCUACAAGCAACUCUUUCCUGCUGAAGAACCUGGUGUCUGGAGCAGACUACAGCCUGUGUGUCCUGGCCAUCUUUGACGAUGAGGUGUCCACCCUGGCCACCACCAAGGUCCUGGGCUGCACCCAGUUCAGCACCAAGGAGGACUUCCCAGAGUGCCGUUCCCUGCAGGCCCACUUCCUGGGCGGCACCCUGACGGUCAUGGUGGGCGGGGUCAUCGUGGUAACUCUGCUGGUGUUCACCGUGGCGAUGAUGGUAAGGCACCGCGUCUGUGGAGACUGUCGAGACGAGGGCCACUACCCUGCCCAUCACAAUGACGACUUCCUGCCCUCCAAGGAAGGAGUGGACGUUUACGCUCAGACCAACGGAAACGGGAGUGUGAUGAUGGUGGCUCUGUCCAACAGCAUUCUUGGCCAACAAGCUAAGCCCCUGCCGUCGAAAAUCAGACCCCAAGCCAAGAACAAGCCCGGGAAACUGCCAAAGCUUGACUCCAAUCAGCUCAGUGGGGAGGGAAAGGCUGAGAAGCCGGGCCUGAAGAUGGCCGUGAGGGGGAAAGGAUUCCCCCCUUUCACCCUUGAGCGUGAGAGAGUGACACUGUACUACUCCCCUGCCAACACCUCCCAGACCUUACCCCAUCCCCGAGUUCACAAGGCCCAGAAACACUCAGGCAAGCUCAAGCUGCGCCGCUUUGAGGAGAAGGAGAGAGACUUGGACAAAAUGGUGAGCUCCAGAUGCAGCCUAGACUCUGAGGCCCAGGGGGAGGAGUCGGAGCACGUGAAGGACUCGAGGAGGGGCGAAUACCCGCCACUAGGGCCGACACGCAGCUGCUCCUUUGACAUGGGCGAGAUCACCACGACAACCUGCUACGGAUAUGCGAAGCGACUGAGUGUGAUAUGGACCAGGAGGAGCCAGUCGGUGCAGGGCAUGCUGGUCCAGUGCGCCUCAACGGCCAGUUCAGCGAGCAGCACAGGCAGCGACCACCACCCCCCAGCCCUCACUCAUGGCUACCUGCACGCCUACAACACCUCAAACUCCAGUGUGGCUGCCAACAUUGGAGACCUGGAAGAGAGUGUUUUAUAG